AAAUGACGACAGUUCUAAAGGCGAACGGAGGUGGGUUUCAUUUCGGCGCCUUUCUUUCUCUGGCGGAAGCAAUUGGCUGCCAUGCAGCGAAAGAGGCGGGACAAAUUGCCGCGGGUUCAGUGCCGCCACUGGAACCGGGAGAUGCGGCGCCGGAGCUGUCGCUGCGUUUGCUCUAACCUGACUCUCGUUCUUUAUUGUGGUUCCCGCUGCGGUUUUGAUCAUGUUGUUACCCUCGGAUGUAGCCCGGCUGGUAUUGGGUUACCUACAACAAGAAAACCUCAUUUCUACCUGCCAAACUUUUAUUUUGGAAAGUUCAGAUUUAAAAGAAUAUGCGGAACACUGUACAGAUGAAGGGUUUAUUCCAGCCUGCUUACUGUCCUUAUUUGGAAAAAACUUGACAACAAUUUUGAAUGAAUAUGUAGCUAUGAAAACAAAAGAAACAUCAAAUAAUGUCCCAGCAAUAAUGUCAUCUCUGUGGAAGAAGCUGGAUCACACCCUUUCUCAAAUCAGGAGCAUGCAAAGUUCCCCAAGGUUUGCUGGCAGUCAGAGAGCCCGAACAAGAACUGGGAUUGCAGAAAUCAAACGGCAGAGAAAGCUCGCAUCUCAAACAGCUCCAGCCAGUGCAGAGUUGCUGACUUUACCUUACCUUUCAGGACAGUUUACCACUUCUCCUUCCACAGGUACACAAGUUACUCGACAAAGUGGCCAAAUUUCAAAUCCAUCGAGGUCAUAUUUCGUAGUGGUCAACCAUUCACAGUCACAAGAUACUGUAACCACUGGAGAAGCUUUAAACGUCAUUCCUGGCGCUCAGGAAAAGAAAGCACAUGCCAGUUUAAUGUCUCCUGGUAGACGCAAAAGUGAAUCUCAGAGAAAAAGUGCCAUUUUAUCUGGCCCUCAUUCAACAAUACGGAAUUUCCAGGAUCCAAACGCAUUCGCAGUAGAAAAACAAAUGGUUAUUGAAAAUGCACGAGAAAAAAUUCUAAGCAACAAAUCUCUUCAAGAAAAGCUAGCAGAAAACAUAAAUAAAUUUUUAACUAGUGAUAACAAUAUUGCCCAAGUACCUAAGCAAACAGAUAACCACCCUACGGAGCCAGAGACUUCAAUUGAUGAAUUCCUAGGACUUCCGAGUGAAAUCCACAUGUCUGAAGAAGCUAUACAAGAUAUACUGGAACAGACAGAAUCAGACCCAGCAUUUCAGGCACUCUUUGAUCUCUUUGACUAUGGUAAAACAAAGAAUAAUAAAAAUGUGUCACAAAAUAUUUCCAGUCAGCCUAUGGAAUCCAAUCCCAAUAUAGUCUUAGCAGAUGAAACUAAUCUAGCAGUUAAAGGUUCUUUUGAAACAGAAGAAUCUGAUGGUCAGUCUGGUCAGCCCCCAUUUUGUGCAUCCUAUCAGAAUGAUGAUCCAUUAAAUGCUUUGAAGAAUAGCAACAGUCAUGAUGUGCUUAGACAUGAAGACCAGGAACAUUUUUCCCAAAUAAGCUCCAGCAUACAGAAAAAGGCUGUACUCAUUGAACAAAAGUGUGACAUUGACAUUACCUUUGAGUCUAUGCCUAAUUUGAACGACUUUAACCAAAGAGGGAAUUCUAAUGCCGAAUGUAAUCCACACUGUGCUGAAUUAUACACCAAUCAGAUACCUACUGAAACUGACAUGGCUAUAGAAAUUGAGAAGAACUCUUUGUCUUCACAUGUACCAAAUGAAUCUCAGUUACAGACUGAGCAGCCUGAUUUACCGAUUACUUCAUUCGUUUCACUUGGUUGUGAAGCUAACAGUGAAAACUUAAUUCUCUCUGGGAAAAGUUCUCAACUUUUAUCCCAAGAUACUUCAUUAACGGGAAAGCCAUCUGAAAAAAGUCAAUUUUGUGAGAAUUCUAAUGACACAGUAAAACUUAAAACUAAUUUUCAUGGUUCCAAGUCACCAGAUUCUAGUGAAAUUCACAAGAGUAAAAUAGAAAUUAAUAAUGUUUUAGAACCAGUUAUGUCACAGCUAUCAAAUUGCCAAGAUAAUUCUCUUCAAAGUGAAAUAUUACCUGUGUCUGUUGAAAAUUCACAUUUAAGUGUAUCUGGAGAACAAGUAGAAAUUCAUCUUGGAGAUUCGCUGUCUUCUGCUAAACAACCGUCUAAUGAUUCAACAUCUGUUGAGUUAAAUCUUACAGAAAAUGAAGCCCAGCCAUCCAAGUCUGAGAAGUCACAAGAGCCUUCAUCUUCUGGAAAAGAAGAGGAUACUAUUUUUCUCUCUUUAGGUGGAAAUACCUGUGAGGAAGUUGCGCUGAUGCCUCCAGAAGGUACUCCUAUAGAAAACAGUGACCCUCUUCCUCCGGAAUCUGUGUGUUCUUCAGUGGGAGAUCCUCACCCUGAGUCCCAAAAUACUGAUGAUAAACAUUCUAGCAACAACUCAGCAGAAAUAGAUGAAUCAAAUAUCGUCUCUCUCAAAGUUAUCAUUAGUGAUGAUCCAUUUGUUUCCUCAGAUACUGAACUUAACAGUGCUGUUUCUAGUAUCAAUGGAGAAAACCUGCCAACUAUAAUCUUGUCUUCUCCUACUCAAUCACCUGCCAAAGAUGCAGAAUUAGUUAAAUGCCUAUCUUCUGAAGAAGCUGUAGGUGCUGUCGUUUAUGCUGAAGUAGGGGAUUCAGCCUCAAUGGAACAGAGCCUUUUAGCGUUCAAACCUGAAGACUCUGCCGUAAACAACUCCCAGAAUGAAGAUGGCAUUACUCUUUCAGCUAACGUUACACCAUGUGUUUCCAAGGAUGGAGGAUAUAUACAGUUGAUGCCAGCCACAAGCACAGCCUUUGGCAAUUCAAGUAACAUUCUGAUAGCCACCUGUGUGGCUGAUCCACCAGCCUUAGGAACAUCUGUAAGUCAGUCUAAUGUGGUGGUGUUGCCCGGAAACUCUGCACCUAUGACUGCUCAACCUCUGCCACCUCAGUUACAGACAUCACCAAGGCCAAACAGUGUGUUUGCUCUCAACCAAGCUGUAUCACCAAACUUUUCACAAGGAUCUGCCAUAAUAAUUGCCUCUCCAGUCCAGCCUGUACUCCAAGGAAUGGUAGGGAUGAUCCCAGUAUCUGUGGUUGGACAGAAUGGAAAUAACUUUUCUAGUCCUCCUCGGCAGGUCCUUCAUAUGCCUUUGACAGCACCUGUAUGCAGUAGAAGUAUCCCUCAAUUCCCUGUCCCUCCGAAAUCUCAGAAGCCUCAGGGACUAAGAAACAAGCCUUGUAUAGGAAAACAGGCGAAUAAUUUAGUGGAUUCGUCAAGUCGUUCAGUUGGAUGUGAUGCGCAAAGAACUGAAGUUUCUGACAAGAAUAUUGGCACAGAUCUUGGGAAGCAAUCAGAAGAAACCACAGUUCCCUUUCCAGAAGAGAAUAUAGUGCCAGCUGCUAAACCGUGCCACAGACGUGUACUCUGUUUUGACAGCACUACUGCUCCUGUGGGAAAUACGCAGGGGCCAAACCAUAAGAUGGUGUCCCAGAGCAAACAAAGGAAUGCAGUCUCUUGUCCCAAUCUCGACUCACCCGGUGCGUCGUCCGCCUUAAAACCCCCUUCCAAGAAUGCUAUCAAAAGAGAGAAAGAGAAGCCGCCUCUGCCUAAGAUUUUAUCUAAAUCAGAAAGUGCCGUUAGCCGGCAUACUGCCGUAAGAGAAACUCAGUCAGAAAAGAAAGUUUCACCAACAGAAAUUGUGCUUGAAUCUUUCCAUAAAGCAACAGCUAAUAAGGAGAAUGAAUUAUGCAGCGAUGUAGAAAGGCAGAAAAAUUCAGAAAAUUCCAAACCAUCUACUGGGCAGCAAAAUGGGGGUUUGCGAACUGAGAAAUCUAUAGCUUCACUGCAAGAACUGAACAAGAAACAAGGCACAUCUUCAAGCAGUAAAAAUGGCCUUUCAGUAGGUACAGCUGUGAGAGAUCUAAAACAAGAACAGACUAAAUCUGCCAGUUCUUUGAUUACCGCAGAAAUGUUACAAGAGGUACAGAGGCACAGCUCAGGAAGUAGGCUUGCCGAUACUGGUGAUUUAGCCGUACCCCGGACACCUGGCUCAGGGGCAGGGGAAAAACAUAAAGAAGAACCUGUAGAUGUUAUCAAGGCCCCCUCUAGUAGGCGUUUUGGUGAAGACAGUAGCACAUCAAAAGUAAUGGUCCCUCCUGUCACCCCAGACUUGCCUGCCUGCAGCCCUGCCAGUGAAACAGGCAGUGAAAACAGUGUAAAUAUGGCUGCCCACACGUUGAUGAUUCUCUCUAGGGCAGCCAUCUCUAGGACCACUUCAGCAACUCCUCUGAAAGAUAACACACAACAAUUUAGAGGAUCUUCACGGAGCACCACAAAAAAGCGGAAAAUUGAGGAAUUAGAUGAACGUGAGCGAAACUCUCGAACUUCUAGUAAAAAUCUUACAAAUUCAUCAAUACCAAUGAAAAAGAAGAAAAUUAAGAAAAAGAAGCUUCCUAGUUCAUUUCCAGCAGGAAUGGAUGUGGACAAAUUUUUGUUAUCAUUACAUUAUGAUGAGUAAACAUUGUGGACACAUAAGAACAGUAGCUGUUCAAAACUCGUAUCCCUUAAACUGAGUGUAGGGAAUGGGAUGUUGACAGAAUCUGAAAGCAUGACCUGCACUUUCCAUUGUACUGAGAUUUCACUUUAUAUCUAAAUCACGCUGUUUCUGAAACAGCUUCCUAGUUUGUAAAUAGACUUACCUGGCAUAUUUUUAUUUGGGGAAAAACAUUUGCAGAAAUGUAAGUAAAGCCAGUCUGCAAAACUGUAUAGCUUUGACAAUUGCAUAUUGUAAAUAUUAUGUAAAUUUGUUGAAAUAGAGGUUAAAUCAACCUAA
Messenger RNA from Callithrix jacchus (white-tufted-ear marmoset), 4807 nucleotides. RefSeq names its product nuclear protein, coactivator of histone transcription (gene NPAT). Gene Ontology annotation, cellular component: nucleus. Gene Ontology annotation, molecular function: transcription coregulator activity; protein binding. The record is from RefSeq and is a predicted model, not a curated record. NCBI's taxonomy places the organism in Eukaryota, Metazoa, Chordata, Mammalia, Primates, Cebidae.